UGGGAAGCCGUACCGCUUCUUUAAUUCAUUUAAAGACAAUGUACAAACAAAUCUCAAUACCAAGGGUAGAGUUUCGUAGUCAGUAAUCAACUGCUAGUAUACUAUUUACCACCAACUAGUGUAUUAAAAAAUAUAUUUCUAAAAGUCAUACAGGAGGUAUUUUUUAAAUAGACAAUUAUAAAAUUUUCUUUUCCUUAAAAAGUAUUUAAAAAUUCAAUUUUGCAAUGGAAUCAGAAUAUAAAUGCAAAGAAUUCUCAGCAGAUAGUUGUAUACUAAAUCAAAGUAGUAGGUGUGGUACUGCUCAAGUAAAACGCAAAACUAGGUCCACCCGAAGACGCCUGAAUGCUUUAAUGAACAAUACUUCGCUACACUUUUCGGAUACUGAUUCUGAAGGAGAAUUGACAAUCAUACAUCCAGGAGGAAAGAAAAAUAUAUCUUCUAAAGUCAAUGCUAUUCCUCAAAACAUACCCAAUCCCGUUGUUUCGGUAACUGUAGACGGAGUUGAAUAUCAAGAAUCAGACUCUACGUAUCAGGAAAAUUUUUAUUUAACAAGAGAACGUCGGAAUAGUUUUGUAGAUAACUUAACUGACGUUGAUGAAAUUUAUACAAGUGAUGUUGAAUCUCAUGAUACUAAGGAAAAGAAACCAGCUAGAAAUAGUUUGAGUGUGGGUUUCAAUAGUCAUCAAGGAGAAACUGAUGUUGAAGAUUUAGCAUAUGAAGACGGAGAAGAACCAGCUCCAAUAUGUGUUGAAGCUCGAUCCGAUAUUUUCACUGACUUUAAUGGAGAAACUAUUACCACAAAAGAAGGAGAUGGUCCAUUUUCGGUUGAAGUAAGAAAUCAAAUUUGUACAGCAAGGGAAAAAGAAGUUCAUUCUAAAAUGCCAGAUAUUAUUGUCAUGCCAACAACUGAUAGUGAAGAUAUGGAUGCCUCUGACGAAGAUGAUGAACUUGAAGGUGCUUGUGGAAUUCAAGAAGAAAUAGUUUUGGACGGCCUUGCAGCUUCUCAAAUUGUUAUGAAAAAUCUGAAUAAAAUAGAUCAUCUACUUAAUGUUGCUAAAGAUGUUUCAGACGAUGGAAUUAGUGACAGUCAUACCGAUGUAGAAGAUCUGGAGUAAAGUAAUUUUUAAAUUAGAUAAAAAAAUAAAACGUGGGCGAAUGAUGAUCUCGAUUAUAAAAUAACUGGCAGAGUUAGAAAAAAAUUUGCUAUAAUAUUGUUUUCGUGUAAAUGUGAACAUAAGAGAAAAAUUAUUUGAAAGCAAUUAAACAAUACACUUUAAAAAUUCUUUACUUUGUCAGCAGAGAAAAUUAACUUUGCUUGUAGUUAAAUUUAUAAAGGAAUCAAUUUUUUAAUGCAAUGUUAAAUUCCACAUCCUUUUUUCCGUUCUUGUGAUAAUUAUUUAAAUAACACUAAAAGAUUUAAUUUAAUAUUUCAACAAUUACGAUCGAGAUAAUUAUAUAAAGUAACAUUUAUCAUAUACAGCAAAAUUAAAAUUUUAAACGUAUGACCUUGACCCUUGUACUCAAAUUUUAGUAUGAAUUAUAUUUGAACUGAAGUAAAUUCACUUUUAUUUUAACAAACAUUAUAUAAACGGAAGAAAAACAAUGUGAUAUCAAAUAAAAAUUGCAUUAUACAUCGUAAUACAUAUUAAGCUUAUUUUAUUGUACUUGAAAAUUAUUUUUACCUUAAGAUAUUUGAUUUUUGUGAAAGCAAAAAAGCUUAUUUUUACUCCUUCUACAAUUUUUUUUCUCUUUUACAAAUAAGAAUAUUGAAAGUUAUUGGUAUUGAUAAUUUAACAAUUGAAUAACGUAGUGUAAAAAAAUAAUUAUUUUUGCAUUUUUGUGAAAUAAAAGUGAUGUACCUUUGGAAAAUGUGAUAUGUAGAAAAAAGAAUGAUAAUUUUUUAAUAAGAAAGAGUGGAUUCUUUCCAAAUCCUAUGUAAAAAACAUCUUAAUUUAAAUAAAUUAAUACUUAAAUUGCCAAUGCUAAAGCAACGACAUUCAAUUUUUAUAUAAAAAAAGUUUACACAUGAAUUUAAAAAAAACUUGUAAUAAGUUGGCAAUGUAAAAACGUAUGUUAACCAGGAAUUAAUUCUAUGUAAUUUAGAGUUAUAUUAACAGUGUUGUUAUUAAAAAAUGUUCAGUAGCUUCUCUGUCGAAAAUGUAACCAACAAUAGUAGGUUUAAUAAAUGUUUAAAGAUA
Messenger RNA from Leptopilina heterotoma, 2198 nucleotides. RefSeq lists its product as uncharacterized. The record is from RefSeq and is a predicted model, not a curated record. Bases 225 to 1115 code for a protein of 296 amino acids. Lineage: Eukaryota; Metazoa; Arthropoda; Insecta; Hymenoptera; Figitidae. The transcript is spliced from 2 exons.